GUUGGCUACUUGUGAAUUAUUUCCCGCCUGUUGUAUUUGUUGUGGCACAAGUUCUUAUUCUGUUGUAAAUGUGUUAGUUUAUAAUUUAAAUAAAAGGCAUAAAAGCUUUUAAUAAAAUAUAUCUAUGUCAUGGCUACCACAGAGACAAUCAAAACCUUCUUUCAAGACGUUAACGUUACACCUUCGGACCCGGUUCUAAAGAAAUGUCUAGAAAUUUGUCAUAAAUAUAAUGUGGACGCCGAAGACUUUGUGGAUCAGUGGUUGGCAUACACUGCUUCCAAUGCAAAUGGGGCCAUACCAACAAUUGAAGAGCUCACCAAAAUGGAACGGAAAGAGUUCCAAAAGCAGAACAAGGAGAGUUUUGUUCCAAAGAAAAAUGUUCAGUCCACACCUUCCAGAAUAAGUAACAUCAUUGAAAAUGAUUUAGAGUCAUCGGCUCUAGUGAAUUCUUAUGGUGGAGGGACACCUAAGAGCAACAAAAAUUUUAACAAUGUUCGGACUCCAGAUCAUCCAAGAAGAUUGCAAAGCACCUCCUUAAAUUUUGAGUCACAGGAAACCACAAAUAUAUACAGUAGCCCAGCACAGACUAAAUCUCAGUCAAACGCAUACAGCCAAAGAUCCGAUUCAAGAGCGGUGUUGUGCACGCAUGGAGACCCGACAGCCACAUACACAAGAACCGACGACAUUCAGUUGUUCGUUCGAAUGUUCGGUGAUGAAGAACACUCGUUGACGUCGAAAUCGAAAUACAUGUACGAAAUAAUGGGCAGCAAAGCCAGAUACUUGAGCAUUAUGACGGAGUGGUUGGGGGACUUCAUGUUGAAAAAGCAUAAUCUCACACUUUCGGAAGGAUCGUUGAAAAGUUUUACGGGACCCAUGACAACAUUCGGAAGGAUCGUUUCGGACUCCGAUGGAAAAAUUAACGUCCAAUCUACGUUGUUGGAAGGAAGUCAGCUUGUGAAUUUCGCCCAUACCGUUUCGUUGAAUCUCAACAAGGUGCCCAAAUAUUCCCUGUUUCCCGGACAAGUCGUGAUGGUUGAAGGCAACAAUGCCCACAAUGGUACAUUCUUCGCCGACAAGAUUAUUUCUGACGCUUUGCCGACUUUACCCCUCGAACCGCCCAACUUUUAUGGUACCAUGCAAAUAAUGAUUGCUUCCGGACCAUUCACCCUACCCAGCAACCUGUCGUACGAGCCCCUGAACGAUCUGUUGAAAUACGCGGCGGAAUACCAGCCGCACUUGCUUAUUCUCCUCGGUCCGUUCCUCGACACAGACCACGAAGGUAUUUUGAACGGACAACUGACUGAUCCUUUCGUAUCCUUCUUCGAAAGCCUCAUUGAAAAUAUAGCCGUUACCCUACAAGAUGUGGACACUCAAGUUGUAAUCGUGGCCUCGUCUAAAGAUGCACAUCACGACCCCGUUUAUCCCACACCUCCUUACUGUACCAGAGGGGCGUAUGAGAAAAUUAGAUUUGUACCGGAUCCGUGCAUGUUGGACGUAAAUGGACUUGUAAUUGGAGCGACUUCUGCUGACGUUUUAUUUGAUAUAAGUAACUUUGAGCUCUAUCAAGAUCGGAAUCCAUCGGGACCGGUGGACAGAUUGGGGAGAUUAGCCUCGCAUCUUUUGCAGCAACAAAGCUUUUAUCCAUUGUACCCUCCCAGUAAAGACAUGUGCAUUGAUCAUGAACUUCUCGAGCAACAUGGCUUCAUCGAAUAUAUUCCGCAUAUUUUGAUUUUGCCAUCAACUUUGAGAUACUUCAUUAAGAAUAUCAGUGGCUGUCUUGUGAUAAACCCAGAAAGAUCUACCAAAGGAUAUGGAGCUGGCACUUUCGCAAAAGUGGAAAUUAAGUCUGGAACAAGUAAUUCUAUUUGCAGCAGAGCUUCAUGCCAAAUAUUACGUGUUUAAAUUAUUUAUUUUGUAAAGUUGCAUUAUAAUAUACGGAUUAAUAUAGAA
This is a messenger RNA of Aethina tumida (small hive beetle), 1950 nucleotides long. It is a transcript of the gene DNApol-alpha73, whose product is annotated as DNA polymerase alpha subunit B. Lineage: Eukaryota; Metazoa; Arthropoda; Insecta; Coleoptera; Nitidulidae. The record is from RefSeq and is a predicted model, not a curated record. Gene Ontology annotation, biological process: DNA replication initiation; DNA replication. The coding region runs from base 130 to 1902 and encodes 590 amino acids. Gene Ontology annotation, cellular component: alpha DNA polymerase:primase complex. The transcript has 9 exons. Gene Ontology annotation, molecular function: DNA binding.